CCAGAAUCUUCCAUGCAACGUAAACUCACUCCACGUUUGUGCUUGAUAAGUAGAUGGAAAAAAAAUAAUAGAAAGUACUAAAUGAAAUCUAUAUAACGUCAUUAUUGUAUUCAGGAGUACAGUUAUUAUGGAAAUAGAAUCAAUUACCUCCAAGGGUUGACCAAUCAGCCAAAUUACUUGGGUAUCGUUAGAUAGUUUUUCAAAUUAUCUAGUGGUUCCUCUUAUACUACAAUCGAUGCCAUUGGAGUCAUGCUCCAGGUUUCCUUGACAACGGCGUCAGGCACAAUCAAAACACAUGUGGCUCAGAGAACCUCAGCCUUACAUUCCUACUCCAGUUAUUCGUGGUAUUAAUCUCGUCAAUCAUUAGUCAUUUUCAAAAUGCGGUUUAAAAUAGCGAAAUGGAAUAACAUUAAUGGCCAUAAAAAAAUAGUAACAUGUGUUGCUUGGAAUUCAUCGGAGGAAAUUUAUUCCACAGGAGAAGACCACCUGCUGAUCUGCUGGCAUCUAGAAGGUGGUACAGCUCACCCAUCCACGGUGACUCAGUUCCCAAACGACUUCAAUCCAACCGACAUGCAAUGGCACCCCCGUUCGAUCCAAAAUGUCGGCACCAGCAUGAUAAAGCAGUCCCUCGACGUGCUGCUGAUAACAACAGCAGACGGAAAGUUCCACUUUGUGAACAAGAAUGGUCGAAUUGAGAAGAGUGUCGAGGCUCACAAGGGGGCUGCCCUGUCUGGCAAAUGGAGCACUGAUGGUUCUGCACUGCUGACAAGUGGGGAGGAUGGAAGCAUAAAAAUCUGGUCACGAAGUGGAAUGCUCCGUUCGACCAUUGUCCGAGGCUCUCUACCGGUCUUGGGAGUCAGCUGGAGUCCAGACUGCUCCAUAAUUCUCUUCUCCCAGGGCUCUCAACUGGCAAUUCAAUCAUUGAACUCAAAUUCAAAGCCUAGAAAGUGGUUUGCUCACGAAGGUCUCGUUCUCGUUGUCUCCUGGAAUCGCAGUAAUGGAUUGAUUGUCUCGGGUGGAGAAGAUUGUCGAUAUAAACUCUGGGACAGCAGUGGAAAUCAAUUGUACAGCAGUGGGGUCGGAGAAUAUCCGAUUACGUCUGUUAAUUGGGCAGUCAAUGGUAAUUACUUUGCUGUUGGAUCAUACAACACCAUCAAACUCUGUGAUAAAACUGGAUGGUCUCAUUCACUGGAGAAAAUUAAUACCGGAAGUAUUUACAGCAUUGCUUGGUCCAAUGAUAGCACUCAAGUGGCGAUGGCAUGUGGCAAUGGAAGUGUCUUAACGGCUCAUGUCAUUGAUAGACGUCUUGAGUGGAAUAAUUAUGAAGCCACCUUGGUUAGAAGGAAAACUAUUGAAGUAAGGGAGGUUGGAAAUGCUGUGUUGGAGACACUCGAGAUUGCUGACAGGAUUGUGCACUUUAAAUUUGCCUUUGGACAUCUUGUUGUUGUUACACCGAGCCAAUGUCACGUUUAUUCUACGAGUAAUUGGAAUACACCAGCUAUUUUUGAGCUGAAAAAUGCGGCCAUCUCUGCGGUCCUGCUUGCGGAUAAGCAUUUUGUACUCGUAGAAUGGAAUUCUCUGACGCUCUAUAGCUAUCAAGGACGACUGCUGAGUGUCCCUAAGUGGAAGGGAAUGAGCCAAGAGCCUCUUCACCCUCCCUGCAUUGCUCUCUGUUCAGACACCCUUGUCGUGAGGGAUCAGACUAACGAGAAACUCCUUCAUAUCCUGGAGAUUUCAAAUAACAAGCCAGCAGUGGAGGCUCAGCCUCAUCUGCAUCUCAAUAACAUUGCCGAGAUAGCAAUCAACUGCAUGGGGAGCUUAAAUGAUCGCCAGUUAGCCUUUAUCGAUAUAAAUAGAGAUUUGUAUCUUGUGACUGUGAGAACAAGUGGGUUCGGGCGCGUUUGUAAGAUAGCUGCUAUGGUACAGAGCAUCGCCUGGGCGACAGACGCUAAUGUAUUAGCUGCUAUGUUGGAUGCAUCGUUAUCAGUCUGGCUGUGUCCCAAUUGCGUUCAUUACAGUGAUAGGAAAGUCAUCAGAAGGACUCGAAUUGAUAAAGAGAACAGUGAAUUUGGAAAGCAACCGAGUAUCGUAAGUGUCCAGAAUGGAAUGGUAACAGUACGACGUGGUGAUGGAGCUCUAGUGGCCACAGCAUUUUACACAUUUUUCACGAGUUUACAUAAACAUAUUACGCGAGAUAAGUGGCAGGAAGCUCUCUCCUUAUGUAGGAUUGCUCAGAAUGAGAUUUUAUGGACUUGUAUAGCAGUCAUGGCAACUGAAGGUAAACAGUUGGAAGCUGCAGAGGAGGCUUACGCUGCUAUUGAGAGAUACGACAAAGUGGAUUACAUCCAGUGGAUAAAGAAAUUACCGAAUAAAACGGAGAAAUUGGCGGAAAUGUCUCUGCUAGCUGGUGAUUUAUUAGGAGCAGAGGGAAUUUUGCUCCAGAAUGGACUCAUCGGUGAGGCGAUACGCAUUAAUAUUCAAAUGUAUAAUUGGAAUAGAGCCUUGGAGCUGGCGGUGAGACACAAGAAAUUAAUGGAAGAAGUCUUAGAAGCUAGAAAUAUGUACCUGAAGGUGUUGGAAAAAGCGGAGACCAGUCCUAGUUAUCUAGCGUUGAUGACUACUAAAACAAAACCUGAGUCGCCGGAAGUGAUGAAGAAAGAAAAGGAGCAAUUGGAAAUGGAUGAAUUGAUAGACGAAACCACAGUUUUCUAGAGAGAGGAAGUUUGGAAAAAAUAGAUUC
Molecule: messenger RNA, 2740 nt
Organism: Diachasmimorpha longicaudata
Lineage: Eukaryota; Metazoa; Arthropoda; Insecta; Hymenoptera; Braconidae
Gene: Oseg5
Product: intraflagellar transport protein 80 homolog
Exons: 7
Coding region: 379-2712 (777 amino acids)
Biological process (GO): cilium assembly
Cellular component (GO): cilium; intraciliary transport particle B; centrosome
Molecular function (GO): protein binding
Source: RefSeq, a predicted model, not a curated record